Molecule: messenger RNA, 642 nt
Organism: Drosophila sechellia
Lineage: Eukaryota; Metazoa; Arthropoda; Insecta; Diptera; Drosophilidae
Exons: 3
Coding region: 1-315 (104 amino acids)
Source: RefSeq, a predicted model, not a curated record
AUGCACAGCUGCAGAGGCUCGCCGCAACGAAAUGAAACGCGAGGUGGCAAGCUCCGUUGUGAACGUGGCGUAGCUGAACGUGUGCGGCUGAAGCAGACCUUUGACCGAAGAACGGAUGAGCUUCAGAAGCAGCACGACUCAGUGCGCAAUGCCCUGGCAGAACACCGCUCCAAGGCUCGUCAAAUUCUGACAAAGAGGCAGAAUCGCGAAGCUGUGUAUCCAGCAAUGGCUUCUUGGUCCUCUUCCAUGGUCCUCAUCACCACGGCUGUUCGGGUUCCGGCUCGUCAGCCCUUUCAGGCAAUAAUCUCACUCUAAAUCUGGACGCGGGGCUGCCGCUAGUCAUUCGGCCAUUUCGCCGGCAAGGUCGCACAACAGCAUCGCAGCAGCGGCCGAGAUGAAGACGUAAAUGGGCCACGCCCGUAAAGGUUUUUCUCCCCGCCCAAAUUAUCCCUAGGAUUAAUUGUGGUUCUAAAGUUGUUAGUCUUCAGUAUUUACAGCAGAAACAUAGAAAUGAAAAGUCUUCGUAGAAUAUAAGCAGUGGAGGAGUAGUCCCUAUCCUCCUACACCUAUUUGACAGGAACUGACCUCGAUUAGAUCUUAGGAACUUUGACACUGGGCAUUGUAAAACCCACUGUUAAGGGA